AGAGAGAGAGAGAGAGAGAGAGAGAGAGAGAGAGAGAGUAGGGGAGCGAGAGAGAGAGAGAGAGAAAUGUGUGAGUGACUCUCGCGCAUAUUGCUGGAAUCACGGAGCAUCACACACCUCCGGACAUCUCUGGACUCUCCCGCGGUCAAACCGUCAAUGGAGCUGAAUGUGUGAACUUUAAUUAAACCAUACGAACACCCCAUCGAUACGGACUGGGACACAGAGCUCGGGAAGCUCUGUGUGUUGGAAGGCGCUGCGCGCUGCAGACAUGGGUACCGUUCUGUCUCUGUCGCCGAGGUCAAGGAAGGCGGCGGGCGGUGUGUGUGUGGACGAGAAACCUGACCUUGCGACCGGCGGGAAACAACAGGAGAAGAGCCUAAAGAAGCGCCACUCCGUGCUGCUCCAUGCUCUGACGUGGAAGCGGCUGGUCGCCGCCUCCGCCAAGAAGAAGAAUGCCAAAAAGGUGAACCCCAAACCCGAAGCCAGCCAGGCCAAAUCUGAGCCCUUGGUGGACCAGCUCAACACCGACAACAUCAAGAAAUCACAACCGUCCAACGGAAUACUCGACCGAAAACCGACAGGGCCCAAACCCGGGCCAAUUCCUGUGCCUGUUCCUACAGUACCGGACCAGACCCGGCGGCAGACCCAGAAUGGCCGCUCUUUCAUCUCCCCUCGGAGGGUGGUGGUGCAGGCGUCCACCGGCGAGCUCCUGCGCUGUCUCUCUGACUUCCUCUGCCGCCGCUGCUUCAAGCUCAAAGAGCUCACGGCCAAUGAGGUCAUCCUGUGGUUCCGGAACGUGGACCGGUCUCUGCUAGUGCAGGGCUGGCAGGACCAGGGCUUCAUCACCCCGGCUAACCUGGUCUUCGUCUACCUGCUCUGCCGAGAGGCCGUGGAGGAAGACACGGCCUCUGAGUACGAGCUCCAGGCGACCUUCCUCACCUGCCUGUACCUGGCCUACUCUUACAUGGGCAAUGAGAUCUCCUACCCGCUCAAGCCGUUCCUGGUGGAGUCCAGCCGGGAGGCCUUCUGGGAGCGGGCCCUGGGCCUCAUUGACCGGAUGAGCGGGCCAAUGCUGAGAAUCAACGCAGACCCGCACUACUUUACCGAGGUGUUCCAGGACCUGAAGAACGAGGGAGGGUCAAGAGAGAAAGAGAAGGAGAAGGAGAAGAAGGAGAAAGAGAAGGAGAAGGACGGGAAACGGAUAAGUGAUUUGGAUCGUUAAGAACUGGAUGAGGGGAGAAGGAGGAGAGAGAGAGAGAGAGAGAGAGAGAGAGAGAGAGAGAGAGAGAGUGAGAGAGAGAGAGAGAGAGAGAGGAAUUUGGUUUAGGACAAGUUCGCGGACACCAGCCACACACCCGCCGGUUGUUCGAGCGGGGAUUGAAUGUAUAGCUACUGUUAGUGAACCGGACAGACGCACGAGGGGGAUUUUUUUAUCAGGAACCGGAGUCUGAGGAAUCAGGAGGAAUUGGUUACACGCCUCGCUUCACCUCGCCCGGUUACCGAACUGUCGUGUCGUUCCAUGUGUUCAAUCAAAGCUCGGGGAAUCUAACGGACACUACACGGGGCUUUGGGUUAAAGGGGAUAGCUAUAGUUCACUUUACUGCAUGCUGUAUAAAAAGUAUUCUGAUUGUACCUUCAUUGUGGCUUUUGAGAAAUGGAUAGGCUAUUAUAAGGUGGACUAAAGUGAUAGCUUAUAGUGCGUCAGUGUUUUGGGGUCAUAUUUAUAUAUUCGUUUCAUGAGAGGGGAAAAAGACACGGUGCUCUCCCAGGUACUGGACUCAGUGUCGCGAGAGUCGCUGCCUGCCCCCCACCCCCUCUCAACGUUGAAUGUACAAUUUUACCACUUCAAACCAACGGGAUUCUUUACCGUUAACAUGUGGCAACUGUUACUAUGGUAUUAUAAAGCGUUCUGUUUUAUAUAUUGUACAUUCAGAAAUACAAGCAUAAAUCGUUACAAACGGUC
Messenger RNA from Coregonus clupeaformis (lake whitefish), 1963 nucleotides. RefSeq names its product cyclin-dependent kinase 5 activator 1. Bases 269 to 1222 code for a protein of 317 amino acids. The record is from RefSeq and is a predicted model, not a curated record. Gene Ontology annotation, cellular component: cytoplasm; protein kinase 5 complex. The transcript is spliced from 2 exons. NCBI's taxonomy places the organism in Eukaryota, Metazoa, Chordata, Actinopteri, Salmoniformes, Salmonidae. Gene Ontology annotation, biological process: brain development; positive regulation of cyclin-dependent protein serine/threonine kinase activity; activation of protein kinase activity. Gene Ontology annotation, molecular function: cyclin-dependent protein serine/threonine kinase activator activity; protein kinase binding.